Molecule: messenger RNA, 1122 nt
Organism: Saprolegnia parasitica CBS 223.65
Lineage: Eukaryota; Oomycota; Saprolegniomycetes; Saprolegniales; Saprolegniaceae
Exons: 5
Coding region: 1-1122 (373 amino acids)
Molecular function (GO): phosphatidylinositol binding
Source: RefSeq, a predicted model, not a curated record
AUGGAGAAGGCCGCGGCCACGCGCCGGCCGAGCCCGCUGCUGCCGCCGACGCCGGUCGCCGCCGUCGCAGUGCAGGGCCACGCGCUCGUGCUCAAGGAGGCGCGCGUCGGCAGCCGGCGCCGGCUCAACCUCGACACGAUGAUGAGCCGCCGGCCGUACCAUGUCGUCUUUGACCUGCUCGUGUCGGACGCGUCGACGAGUCCACCCGAGACCAUCCAUCGGUCGUACGCCCAGUUCCAGGCGCUGCACCAUCAACUGCGCAAGAAAUACCCGCGGUCGCCGCUCGUGGCCUUGCCCUCGAUGAAGCUCGGGCGCUUUGACAGCGCGUACAUCCAGCUCAAGUACCCCGAGCUCGAGCAAUUUCUGCAGCAGCUUUUGAGCCUCGAGUGCAUCUCGACGAGCGACCUUCUCAGUCGCUUCUUUCGCGAACCGACGCUCGCUGCGUCAGACGGCAGCGACGACGACGACGUGCUACCGCCCAGCGACGCGACGACCGUCACGAUCCGGAAGGGCCAGUCGUACUCAGUCUCGCUCGAGAUCCCGACCGCACACGCGGCCGUCGCCUACCAAUUCGCCACGCGCAAGCACGACAUUGGCUUCUCGAUCACGCUCAACGACGACACGCUUCAAGUCUACUCGCGCGAGGCCGCGCUCAAGGGCCUGGUGCGCUGCCCGACCCCCGGGCUCUGCACGCUCACAUGGGACAACUCGUACGUCUGGCACCGGUCCAAGGUGGUCACGUACCACGCCGAAGUCGUCGCCAUGUCGCCGCGCUCGCAGUCGCCCAAGCCGCGCAGUGCCGAGACGUCCCGCGUCAGUGACACGAGCGCCGAAACACCCACGGGCUACAUUGCGCACGUCCACCGCGCGCCGAUUCUGCUGUCGCCGCGGCGCCUCGUGCACACGUCGAUGCGCAAGAUCAUUGGCUGGUCCAAGCCCGAGCCGUGGCUCAAAGCCGGCCCGAUGAUCAUCCAGCGCCGCCAUACCAAGCUCAAGCACGCGCUUCUGCACGGCGGCGGCGAGUCGUGGUACCGCAAGUGGUUUACACUCGACGGCAACAAUGGCAUCCUUCGAUGCUACGACAACCAAGCGUCCGUGACACGGGUCCUCAAGGCCGCUUGA